Molecule: messenger RNA, 1421 nt
Organism: Beta vulgaris subsp. vulgaris (sugar beet)
Lineage: Eukaryota; Viridiplantae; Streptophyta; Magnoliopsida; Caryophyllales; Amaranthaceae
Exons: 12
Coding region: 128-1201 (357 amino acids)
Source: RefSeq, a predicted model, not a curated record
UGCGAGAGGUACAGGGUUCGAUACCCUGCAUCUCCAAUUUUUUCGGCCCUUUUGGGCUGCCUGCUAAAGCUCGGGUUUCCAAUUUUCAUCAAUCGACCUGUGCGAAGAGAGAGAAAAAUACAAAGACAUGGCAGUUCCGCUCAUUAAUAUUGCUCCUAAUCUCAGCGUUUCCAGAUUAUGCUUAGGAACCAUGACUUUCGGUGAACAGAACUCGGUUGAUGAAUCAUUUCGCCUUCUUGAUAAAGCUUUUAAUUCUGGAAUCAACUUCUUUGAUUCCGCCGAAAUGUAUCCGGUGCCGCAGCGAGCCGAGACGCAGGGAAGGAGUGAGCAAUAUUUGGGCCGUUGGAUUAAACACCGGAAUAUUCCUCGAGAUCGUCUUGUUUUGGCUACUAAGGUUGCUGGGCCUUCUGGGCAGAUGACUUGGAUUCCAGGAGGGCCAGAGUGUUUAGAUGCUAAGAAUAUAGAGAAAGCCAUUGAUAAUAGCCUACUGCGCCUGCAAACUGAUUAUAUUGAUCUUUAUCAGAUUCACUGGCCUGAUCGGUAUGUCCCUAUGUUUGGAGAAAUUGAAUAUGAUCCAAGAAGGCAGGAUUGUUCUACCCCUAUAGAGGAACAGCUCCAUGCACUCACUAGAGCUGUUGAUGCUGGCAAGGUCAGAUAUGCUGGACUCAGUAAUGAAACGCCCUAUGGUGUGAUGAAAUUCCUACAAGUUGCUGACAGAAUUGAUGGUUCUCCAAAAAUUGUCACCUUGCAGAACUCAUACAGCUUACUCUGCCGGACUUUUGAUUCUUCAUUGGCUGAGUGCUGUCAUCAUGAGAGGAUCUUCUUGUUGGCCUACAGUCCUUUGGCUAUGGGCAUACUGUCUGGUAAAUACUUUGCAGGUGAUGGAGGUCCAGAAAAUGCUCGAUUGAAUCUUUUUCGAGGAAGAUAUUCCGAGGGGGAAUAUAGGUAUAACCUUUCCAGUGCUGCUACAAGGGCAGCCACGAGGGAAUACCUUCAAAUAGCAGAAAAGUAUGGCCUUCAUCCAGUUUCUUUGGCAAUCACGUUUAUUUUGGAGCACUCACUUGUUGCAAGUGCUGUUUUUGGAGCAACCAAGAUAUGGCAGCUUCAGGAGAUUCUCAAUGCAUGCCACAUUGAACUGGGAGCUGAAGUAAUUGCUGAGAUAAAUAAGGUUCAUUCAAGAUUUCCGAAUCCAUGCCCUUAACAUUUGCUCAUGUGGAAUGUCUUUUUUUUUUUUUUUUCUCUUGCUAUUAAUUCUUUUUUGCCAUUUCAGUUUUGGCUUUGUUUGUAAAUAUAAUGCAUCUUUGGGAUUGUUGAUUGUAGUACGCCAUAUGCCUUAUUGAAAUGUUGUAUGAGAGAUAAAACCCAUCAAAUUGAGUUUGUUUAACGUCAUGUUUGGUAAUCAGAGGGUAGUUGUUCAUUAA